Drosophila grimshawi is the source of this 1354-nucleotide messenger RNA. RefSeq names its product aminomethyltransferase, mitochondrial. Lineage: Eukaryota; Metazoa; Arthropoda; Insecta; Diptera; Drosophilidae. The transcript has 2 exons. Gene Ontology annotation, biological process: glycine catabolic process. The record is from RefSeq and is a predicted model, not a curated record. Gene Ontology annotation, cellular component: mitochondrion. Gene Ontology annotation, molecular function: aminomethyltransferase activity; protein binding. The coding region runs from base 81 to 1328 and encodes 415 amino acids.
GAUGUCAGGCGAUGUCACGAGGCUUAUCAUCAGCUGGUAGUCGGAAAUGGUCCAUUUGCUAGUUGCUCUUUAGUCUAGCAAUGAUGUUCAAGCUAAGCAGCCGCCUGCAAUCGCAUAAUCGUACACUGUCAUUUGGCUGGCAGAGAUUACGGCACGCCUCCUCCUCCAGCUCGGGCGGAGAAGGUGAGCGGACAGCACUCUAUGACUUCCAUGUGCGUAAGAGCGGCAAAAUUGUGAACUUUGGCGGAUAUGCGCUGCCCGUGCAGUAUGCGGAUCAGAGCAUCAUUGCCUCCCACAAUUACACACGUCGAGUGGGUUCCAUAUUCGAUGUGUCGCACAUGCUGCAAACUUAUGUGCGUGGAAGCGAUGCGGCUGCCUGUCUCGAAUCCAUAUCCACAGCUGACAUUCUCGGCAUGCUGCCCGGUGCCGGCAGCCUGACAGUUUUCACCAAUGAGCAAGGCGGCAUUUUGGAUGAUCUGAUUGUGAACAAAGUCAGCGACAAGGAGCUCUAUGUGGUCUCCAAUGCAGCCAUGAAACAACAGGAUGCUGACAUCAUGAGUUCCGCUGUGUCCUUCUUCAAAUCGCAAGGCAAGGAUGUCUCUAUUGAAUUCUUAAGCCCCGUCGAUCAAUCCUUGAUUGCGGUGCAAGGGCCACAGGUGGCCCAGGAAUUGGCCAAACUGCUGUCACAGCCAAAAUCAUUAGAUCAACUCUAUUUCAUGCGUUCCGGCAUCUUCGAGCUGGCCGGCAUUAAAAAUGUGCGCAUUACGCGCUGCGGUUAUACGGGCGAAGAUGGCUUUGAAAUCUCCGUGCCCUCCACAAAGGUGGAGUCUUUGACUGAGGCACUUCUCGCUGCUGGGCAACUGAAGCUGGCUGGCCUCGGCGCGAGAGACUCACUUCGUCUGGAGGCUGGGUUGUGUCUUUAUGGCAGCGACAUUGAUGCAAAGACAACGCCCGUGGAGGCAGCACUUGCAUGGCUGGUGGCCAAGCGUCGCCGCAGCACCGGCGACUUCCCAGGUGCUCAGCUGAUUCUCCAGCAAUUGAAGGAGGGCGUUCAGCGUCGCCGCAUUGGACUACAGAUGCUGGGCGCCAAGCCGCCACCUGCACGUGCCGGCGUUACCAUCUACAGUGGUGGCAAGCAGGUGGGUCAGCUGACAAGUGGUUGCCCCAGUCCCACCACUGGACGCAACAUAGCCAUGGGCUACGUCGCCGAGCAGCUGAAGGCGCCCGGCACCCAACUGGAGCUAAAAGUGCGCGACAAAUUCUACGAGGCCGAAGUGACGAAAAUGCCCUUCGUGAAAGCUAACUACUACACUAAACCCAAGCAAUAAAAUAAGUUGGAAAAGUUAAAUCCGAA